Messenger RNA from Dictyostelium discoideum AX4, 378 nucleotides. RefSeq lists its product as hypothetical. Lineage: Eukaryota; Evosea; Eumycetozoa; Dictyosteliales; Dictyosteliaceae. The record is from RefSeq and is a predicted model, not a curated record. Bases 1 to 378 code for a protein of 125 amino acids. The transcript is spliced from 3 exons.
AUGUCAGGUUAUCCAAACCAAUAUCCACAUGGUUAUCCACAACAAGGAUACCCACCACAACAAGGUUACCCACCACAACAAGGUUAUCCACCACAAGGUUAUCCACCACAACAAGGUUACCCACCACAAGGUUAUCCACCACAACCAGGUUACCCAAUGCAACCAGGUUAUCCAAUGCAACCAGGUGUUGUAGUUCAACCAAAUAUGUACCCACAAGGUCAUCACACUGCUUAUCCAGUUGGUUAUGGUCAUCAUGGUAAAUUCAAACAUAAGGGUUACAAGAAACAUCACAAGAAACAUAAGGGAUUCAAAGGUUUCAAGAAAGGAUUCAAAAAAGGAUUCAAAGGUUUCAAGAAAACUUUCAAAUACAAACAUUAA